CUCUCUUAGAACAAACUAAGAAUCGCUUAUAAUAAAGAAGCGGAGCGUCUCUGCGGUCUCACUGACGAUGAUGCCAUGCUGAAGGGGAAAUGUGCCACUUUUUCUAAACUGACAUAUCCCUGCACUGACUCCUGACAUUGCCCACUGCGGACUAACACCCAGCAGGAACAUCUGCACCAAGCCAUUUCCCCCUUCCAGAAAACUAAACGCGUUUUAUUAUCCGCAUUUGUCCUCGGUGAGCCGCCGUAGAAAUGGGAGACAGUAUGUCGAAGAGGUUAAAGCUGGUGACGGCGUCUGAGUCGGAGAUGGAGGAGCGCUCGUUUCCUAAUCCUUUCCCUGACUGGGACCAGGGUGUCCUCUCGGCUUCACAGUCAGCAGCUAACAACAGCACCGGAGACACUUUUGAUGCUGAUGGAAAAAUCACAGAGGCCUUCAAGAAGAAAGUACAGAAUAAAAUUAAAGAUCUUCUCGUGCAGAUGGAGGAGGGACUUAAAACAGCAGACCCGCAUGACUUCUCCACAUACACCGGCUGGACAGGAAUUGCCUUGCUGUACCUGCAGCUGCAUCGCGUGAGUGGCGAUUCCUCUCACCUGCAGCGCUCGCUGGAUUACGUAAAGCGUACCCUGCGCAACCUGAACGGACGAAAAGUCACUUUUCUGUGUGGUGACGCUGGACCGCUGGCUGUUGCUGCCGUUGUUCACCACAAACUAAAUAACCAGGCUGAUUCAAAGGAAUGCCUUACCAAACUGCUUCAGCUCCAGCGCUCAGUCAUCAGUCCAGACUCAGAGAUUCCAGAUGAGCUGCUGUAUGGUCGCGCUGGAUACCUGUACGCCCUGCUCUACGUCAACAAAGAGAUCGGGCCAGAAACGGUGGACGAGAACAUCAUCGCCAAGGUAGUGACGGCCAUCUUGGAGGCAGGGAAGAACCUGUCCAGAGAUGAGAAGAAGACAGAACGAUGCCCGCUGCUCUAUGAGUGGCACAAGAAGCAGUAUGUUGGAGCUGCACAUGGACUGGCCGGCAUCUACUACAUGCUGAUGCAGCCCAUGGCAAAAAUAAAUCCUGAAAUCCUGACCGAGUUGGUCCGGCCAAGUAUAGAUUAUGUGCGGCACAAAAAGUUCCGCUCGGGCAACUAUCCAUCAUCUCUCAGCAAUGAGACAGACCGACUGGUGCACUGGUGCCAUGGAGCACCAGGCGUGGUUCACAUGCUCAUCAUGGCACAUAAGGUGUUCAAGGACGAGAAGUAUCUGAAGGAUGCAGUUGAGUGUGGCGAGGUGAUCUGGCAGAGGGGUUUACUUCGCAAAGGCUACGGCAUCUGUCACGGCACCGCCGGUAACGGCUACGCUUUCCUCACGCUGUACAAGCUCACACAGGAGCAGAAGUACCUGUACCGUGCCUGCAAGUUUGCGGAGUGGUGUCUAGACUAUGGAACGCACGGCUGCCGUAUUCCAGACCGACCAUAUUCCCUUUUUGAAGGAAUGGCUGGAGCGAUCCACUUCCUCUCAGACCUCGCCCAACCAGAGGCUUCUUGCUUUCCUGCUUUUGAACUUUGACCUGUGGCUUCUGGGAGCACUGACUUUUACUUUUGAACAGUUCUGAGGUGUCUUACAAGCUCUUCCAGCACUGAACAUCACCACAGAACUUGCACAGAUGCGGGGGAAAAAAGGGAAACUCCCCACCUUCUGCCUAUAACUAUAAAACAAGUCACUUUGAGUUUUAUCACGUCUGUGAUGUUUUAUAGCUUUUUUAUGUAAAAAUUCCAUUUUGUUUGCCUCUUUCACUGCACUGAUGAAUGUUUUUGCUUCCACAGCUUUGUAUUCAGUUGAAAUUAGGUCUCUGUGCUGCAUGCUUGUGUUUUGAUUGUACUGCAGCGCUUCAGUUGACCUUGUCUUCGUCUCUUGGGUUUCAGUCCUGUCUUUGUUGUCUAUGCAUGGGGAUGGCUGAAAUAAGCUUGUGUACGCUUUUACUCAAAUAAUUAACAUAUGUAAUAUUAGUUAAACGUCUACAUCCACAACGGUGUGGAUGCCCCUAAGUGUCUGUAUGUUUACAUACAUCACUCAUUGAAAGAUUGUGAGAAAAAUGAACCACACAGAGAAGCAAUGGUGUUUCUGAAUGUUACAAUAAAUUUGGCUGCUUUAACUGAAACUCA
Messenger RNA from Clarias gariepinus (North African catfish), 2146 nucleotides. RefSeq names its product LanC lantibiotic synthetase component C-like 2 (bacterial) (gene lancl2). The transcript has 10 exons. The record is from RefSeq and is a predicted model, not a curated record. The coding region runs from base 252 to 1550 and encodes 432 amino acids. Lineage: Eukaryota; Metazoa; Chordata; Actinopteri; Siluriformes; Clariidae. Gene Ontology annotation, biological process: carbohydrate metabolic process; peptide modification. Gene Ontology annotation, cellular component: plasma membrane.